Molecule: messenger RNA, 2009 nt
Organism: Pistacia vera
Lineage: Eukaryota; Viridiplantae; Streptophyta; Magnoliopsida; Sapindales; Anacardiaceae
Product: cysteine-rich receptor-like protein kinase 18
Biological process (GO): protein phosphorylation
Molecular function (GO): ATP binding; protein kinase activity
Source: RefSeq, a predicted model, not a curated record
UUAUCAAAUUUUAUUCUUUCUGGCACUGAACUUAUCUUUCACUUUUAAUUUUAGUUUAAAGCAUUCUAAAUGCUAUUUUGUUGUAGAGACAUGUUCUUAAGCAACUGCAAGAGAUAUUUCCUGCACUAGGACCUCCACCUCUGAACUAUUGAAGUUUUGAUUCAUUAAAUUGUAUCUUGUUUCAUCUUCUCUAAACCAUUUAGAUUAGGGACGACAUGAGAAUUCAUAAACAUGCCGUGGAUCUUACAAAUCUCUUUUCUCUUCUUCCUUACCUAUUUAUAAGCAUUACUCAUAGCAAUGUUUAUGGCGAAAACCGAUAUCUUAUCCUCUCAAAUCUUGCUUCUAAUGUAUCGGCAAACGGGGGUUUUGUUACUGCAACUAUUGGCCAAGACACCAACAAAGUUUACGCUCUUGCAAAUUUCAAUGGUGAUUAUUCUCUAGAAACUUGUUUCAGAUGUGUCAAUGCCUCAACCCAACAUCUUAUAACUAACUGUCCCAACCAAAAAGAGGCACUUUCAUGGGGAGGAGAUAACAUUCCGUGCAUUGUACGCUAUGCGAACCGCUCUUUUUUUGGACUACAGGAGCUUGACCCCCUUGAAGCUGGCUAUAAUACGGGUAAUAUCACUAAGAAUCUGACACAGUUUGAUCAGACGUGGGAAGGUUUAAUGGACCGCUUAGCCACAAAAACUUCUACAGGUUCUUUUAAGCUCAAGUUUGCAACUGAAGAAGCUAAUUUGACUUACUUUGAGAAGAUAUACGCAUUAAUGAUGUGUACUUCAGACUUAUCACAGAGUAAUUGUGACUACUGCCUACGGCAAUCUAUAUUAGAGUAUAAGAAUUGUUGUCAUGGGCAUCGAGGAGGUUUCGUUCAGAGGCCUAUCUUUUUUCGAUGGGAUUUGUAUCCCUUUUAUGAAUCUAAAGUAGAUGCUCCAUCGCCAUCUCCACCACCACCACCUAGUAUUUCCCCUCCGGAGAUAUCUAUGACAACUCCUGCAGGAUAUUUCUUUGUAAAAAGAGGAGGCAUUGAAGCUGUAACUGUUGGAAUUAUUGUUCUCUCUAUAAUUAUCUUCAUAUCCCUUGUUGCUUUCACUUGUGUCCUUUUGAGGAGGAGAAAGGCAAAGCAUGAGAAAAUCAAAAAGCAAAAAUUACAAGAUCCAAUCAAGCGAUUAUUAUUAGAUUGGGAAAAACGAUGCAAAAUCAUUGUAGGUAUAGCUCAAGGAAUUCUAUACCUUCAUGAAGAUUCAAGAAUAAAAAUCAUUCAUCGCGACUUGAAAGCGAGCAAUAUACUUUUAGAUGCAGAUAUGAAUCCAAAAAUUUCAGAUUUUGGAAUGGCAAAAUUAUUUGAAAUGGACCAAACUCGAGGUGAUACAAGUAAAAUUGUUGGAACUUUUGGGUAUAUGGCUCCUGAAUAUGUAAUGCAUGGACAACUCUCAGUGAAGUUAGAUGUUUUCAGCUUUGGCGUGUUAGUCUUGGAAAUCAUUAGUGGCCAUAAGAACACUAGUUUUUGUAAUGGAGAAGAGGGAGAGGACCUGCUAACUUAUGCAUGGAGAAAUUGGAAAGAAGGGACAGCUUUCAAUAUUAUUGAUCCCAUUUUGCGAGGUCGUUCCAGUAGUGAAAUAAUGAGAUCUAUUCAUAUUGGAUUACUAUGUGUUCAAACAAAUAAAGCUGAUAGACCAACCAUGACUUCAGUUGUUCUCAUGCUUACUAGCGGCUCUGUCUCUCUCUCGGUGCCUUCAAAACCUGCAUUUUAUCUGUACACAACCGCGGGGCAGGAUGAUCCAAGUAUCACUUUACGUGGUAGAUCAAAAAUCAAUAAUGUCCAAUUUACAGUGAAUGAAGCUUCAAUUACCGAGUUGGAACCUCGAUAAGAUAUAAGGAUGCUGGAUCUUUAAGCUUGUUAGUACUCUACGUUUGAGUUUCAAUAAUUUUUGUAAGCAGCUAGACAGUAGCAGAAUACCAGCAUUCCUGUGAUUUUGAUCUGGAAUAAUAUUCUUUUUUCUGAAAACACU